Molecule: messenger RNA, 1935 nt
Organism: Phycodurus eques (leafy seadragon)
Lineage: Eukaryota; Metazoa; Chordata; Actinopteri; Syngnathiformes; Syngnathidae
Product: calcium-binding protein 5-like
Exons: 5
Coding region: 76-591 (171 amino acids)
Molecular function (GO): calcium ion binding
Source: RefSeq, a predicted model, not a curated record
UAAAGACAUCAUACAUACAUACGUGCAAUAGUGCAUUUAUAUGUAGAUUUAUCCUUCUUAACAAAAGUAGACAGCAUGAGCCUGAAACGAGCCUGCAUCUUCCUCCGAGGGGGGAAAAGGAGACAAAGAAAUCUCACUCACGAUGAGGUCGAAGAAUUACGUGUGGCAUUUGUGGAGUUUGACAAAGACAAAGAUGGCUUCAUAACCUGUAAACAUUUGGGCAACCUGAUGAGGACGAUGGGUUACAUGCCAACUGAAAUGGAGCUGAUAGAACUUAGCCAAAACAUCAACAUGAAUUUGGGAGGACGGGUGGACUUUGAGGACUUUGUGGAACUGAUGACCCCCAAGCUCCUGGCUGAAACUGCAGGCAUGAUUGGACUAAAAGAACUUAAAGACGCUUUCAGAGAGUUUGAUAUUGACGGUGAUGGUUCGAUCACAUCCGAUGAGCUGAGGCACGCCAUGCUGAAAUUACUGGGCGAACAAGCCAACAGAAAAGAAAUUGAAGCAGUGGUGAAAGAAGCUGACAGCAAUGGGGAUGGGACUGUGGACUUUGAGGGUGAGAAACAAAAAACUUGCAAACAACAUUCAUAACAUUAAAAAAAAAGAAAAAAAAUGAAGAAUCAGCAAAAAAAUGUCUCUAAUCAAAAUUAUGCCCAUUGUCUUUAUAGAGUUUGUGAAAAUGAUGUCACGGAAGUGAAGGCAACAAAAUAAUGUGAAGGCAUUUGUAUUAUCUACAUACUGAAUACGGCUUGCUUUACUUCUCCUCCUUAUUCAAUUUUAUGGAAAACAAUUUCUCUUUGAUUUAAAAAAAAGAAGAAGAAAUGUACAGUAUAUACUACCUGUAAAUGCGCUAAUACUGCUGUACAGACUAUAAAAGGGGAGUUUGCAGUUUUUCAAAUAUAAAACACUUGUUGUCAUAUUUAUUCAAGCAAACACUCUGACAUGACAGUAGUACAUGAUAAAUAUAAUCUAUGAACAAAUCAACCAUCUCUGGCCCCAUCCUUUGCCUCUAAUUUGAUAUACAAGGAGGAGGAAAAACAACCAAUCAGAAGACAACAAAAGGCGUGAUUUAUGAGGUGCCAAUCAUUUGUCUCGCACUCGCAGGCACACUCAUCAUGGGCACCCCCGGCGGCCUCGCACUGACCUGUUACCUUGUUACCCCAGAAAAGCACCUUAUUCAUAAUGGAGUAUGAUUGCACUAAAUGUUAAGUUUCAUUUUUUUGCAAAGCCGUGGGUUUGUGCCCGCAAUGAGUGUGCACGCAAAUGCACAUCAAAUGAUUGACACGUCAUAAAUUAUGCCUUCUAUCUGCGUCUUCUGAUUGGUUGUUUUUCCCCAGGCGUGGUGGUUCCUUGUCAUAUCAAAUUAGCGGCACAAGAUUGGGUCAGAGAUUGCACAUUUUUUUUCACACGUAUUUACUGUAUGUCUAUUGCUGUUGUAUUGUAUUGUAUUGUAUUGCAUUGCAUUGUAUUGUGUUGUGUUUGUCCACAUGCGGUUUAUUUCAGGUGUACAUUAUCAAAUAUGAGUCACUAGAAAAUACAUGUAAAUAGACGAUCCAAAAUAAAUUAGAUACUAAAUCAAAAUUGGGCAAUGCAGUGUAAUCCCAGCAUUUAUAACAUUACAUACCCGAAAGAUCCAUAAAUGCAAUAUCAGAUUUUCUAUUGAGGAAAAUAAAGGUUAUCAAAUAUUUUGUGGGUUAUCAAUUUUUGGGGUUUUACUUUGAGAAAAUGGGGGAUAAAGUAAUAAUACUCUCAAUAUACACCUUUGCUCUCAGACAUCCCAAAAGAUCAAGAAGAUGAAUCCAUAUUUUUCCCUCAUAUUAUGUAGCAACAUGUUUUGCUGUAUGGUCCAGAUAUUGACAGCUUGACAGUCACAACCUAAUACUGUACUGUAUAUUUAUAACUCAUUGUCCAUUGACCUCUUUUGAUGCAAAUAAA